GCUCCUUACAUGUAACUUUCACCCUUCGAGUCCCUCCUCGCUUCAGACGCUGAUCAAAUUUCAACGGCGAGGAAGCCUACCAUCACCAAGCAUGAAUAGAAAGAGUUCGAAGAACGAAAAUGUGGGUGACCAACACCAGAGGUUCCAGCUGGCUGGCAAUCCGGUUUCCAUUCGGCAGAUUUCCGACGAAAUCGAUAUCUGGAUGAACAACAUCAUGAAAGAAACAAGAUCGAUGUGUCCCUCAAGCGGACUCCCACCCCAAUAUUGUGAUCCUCUAGACACGAUCUGCAGGAACAUGAGCAGAUUGUUCAGAGCCAAGAAUAACCUCAUGGAUUGUUUGCUUGCCCAAGCAAAUGAGUUGACGCUGCGGCCGUCUCGAUGCCAGUUUAGGGGGUACAUGAUACCCACAUUUAGGGAACUCUGGACGAUUGCUGCAAAGAAGGGCGUUGAUGUAGCUUACGAAGUUGAUAACUCGAUACCGGAGUAUCUCGUCUACGAAGCUCCUCGGUUGCGCCAGGUCCUGUUUAAUCUGAUCAGCAAUGCAAUCGCGCGCACAAAAAAAGGCCAGGUUAAAGUUACCGCCAGGACAUCCUCGGGAAGCAGUGCCUCCGACAUCAUUGAACUCGAGUUCUCCGUCACAAAUGCACGUCUGCUGGAAAGAAAGGGAUGCGGACCAGCAUCCUAUCAGUCUUAUCGCCGGAUCAGUGACUCAAUGCUCGAGGAGUGGACGGACGCAACUGGCUUAACUCAAGCAGUAACGCAUCAGCUAAUACAAUUGAUGGAUGGCCAAAUAUGGGAAACAGCGGAGCAUGACCAUGGCUCUGUGCUUCACUUUUCCGUUAUUGUAAAGAGAGACAUACCAAAUUUAGCUCGGAUGACCUCAGACAUCUCGAAGUACGAGGACAAUCGAAUUCUUAUCGUCGACGAUAUCGCCAAUGAAAGCGACAAAAUUCGGGGUAUGCUUGAGGCAUUCCCCCUGAAUACGCUGGCUUUGAACCCAGAAGAUAUCGUUUCUUCGGAAGACGGUCGGUGGCCACCUAAAUUACACCCUAAAACUCCCUUCGAAGCAAUCAUUGUCGAUUCUGUGGACGUAUUGCACAACAUUCGAGCGAUACCACUUCUCAAUGCGACCCCGACCAUUCUUUCCAGCUCAGCUGAAUUUCUGGACCUUGCACCACUAUUGAAGCUAGAUCCUUCUACUUUCUGCAUCUCAUGCCGCAACCAGGCCGACCUAGGGUAUUCCAUCCAUUCGGCCUUCGACUCAUUACCUCUUCCAGCCGGCGCUCACAUUCUCGCCGUCGAACCUGACAAUAUCAAUCGCCUUCUGUUCAAAAAACUCUUAGGAACCUUUGAUACUCUGGAAUCCACGGUCUGUGAAAACGGCCAACAAGCAUAUGAACUGUUUACCAGGGAAAAAUAUGACGUUGUCUUUCUAGAGAUCACAGGACCCGAAGCACAUGGAGAAGAGACGGCGAAGAAGAUGCGUAUAUUCGAGAGGGAAGGGGCCAAGCUUCCCACUCCUCUCAUCGCAUUGGCGCCGCGGUCUUUCCAAGCUUCUGGCAUUUCCCUUCCUGAGGUUUUUGAUGGAUACGUUGAGAUUCCCAUUUGGAAAAAAGAUUUAACCCGGACGAUCAUUAAUUGGAUUCGAAAAUUUCGCUCACCGGAUGAUUGGGCGUAAGAGUUGGUUUGAAACCUCUGGAUAAGGCGUUUCUAGGUGGUAUUUUCAACCCUCUUUUGAGGAAGUUAUAGCAGUAAAUGGACUGUGCAUAAAACCAUAGAUUGGGCACGAGGGACAUAUCCACUGUCAGAAUCUUAGAAGAAGCACAAUCACAACAAAACACCUGACUGAUGAAGGUGAUAUCUCCAACAUAAAUGGGAUAAAUGAAACAUUACGCC
Molecule: messenger RNA, 1896 nt
Organism: Coccidioides posadasii C735 delta SOWgp
Lineage: Eukaryota; Fungi; Ascomycota; Eurotiomycetes; Onygenales; Onygenaceae
Biological process (GO): phosphorelay signal transduction system
Source: RefSeq, a predicted model, not a curated record